Molecule: messenger RNA, 1680 nt
Organism: Akanthomyces muscarius
Lineage: Eukaryota; Fungi; Ascomycota; Sordariomycetes; Hypocreales; Cordycipitaceae
Exons: 5
Coding region: 1-1680 (559 amino acids)
Biological process (GO): regulation of DNA-templated transcription
Cellular component (GO): nucleus
Molecular function (GO): DNA-binding transcription factor activity, RNA polymerase II-specific; transcription cis-regulatory region binding; zinc ion binding
Source: RefSeq, a predicted model, not a curated record
AUGGCUCAGCCCCUGACAAAAACAUGUCAGACUUGUUUUCGCGCAAAAAUCAAAUGCGCCAGCACGCAGCAAUCGGGCAAAUGCGACCGCUGCCUGCGGCUCGGCAGGGGUUGCGUCUUUCCCCCAUCCCGCCGGAAGAUCGGUGCGAGCAAGGCAGCCACAUCUGCGGUGCCUUUGGGACCAGAGGCGGAAAUGACAAGUCGUCCAUCUAGCCAGAGUCCGUUUGCGAGUGGCCUGCUGUCGGCAGAGGCAGGCCAGGCUCUGCUCCAAACGUACACUUUCAAAAUGAUGGCGCGGUUUCCAUUCGUCGUGAUAUCUGAGCGCUCAGUGGACGAAUUGCAGGUAAAACAGCCCGCCCUCUGUCUUGCUGUCAUGACGAUCGCUGCGUUUGACAAUGGUGCACUUAGACGGCGCCUCGGCCACAUGUUCAGCGAUCUCGUCGCAGAGCGCAUCACCCGAGGCAAAUUUGCUUCACUAGAUCUACUUCAAGCAUUAUUAGUGCAGCUCGCUUGGGCGCAUUAUCAGCCACGCCCGUUGCGGCACACACAGUAUCUGAAUCUCGCAAUCAGCAUUGUGAGUGACUUGCGGUUAGAUAGACCCAAAAACACGAGUCUGUGGAUGGUCGAUCGGCCAGAGACCCAACGCGGCGAAUGGAGUGCAGAUGAGAUUCGAGCACUAGCUGGAGCCUAUUAUCUAGCAUCAAGCUCUUCGGUGAUGUUGCAGAAACUACGAUGCUUCCCGUUUACCCCUUACAUUUUGGAAGCCUCUCAAGCUCUCGCUCUACAGCGUCUUACGCCACACGACAAGUUCAUACCAGUCAUGAUCACUAUGCAACAUUUGAUUGAGAAUGUGGAUAGUUUGGCAGCCAGGCACAGACACAUGUCCUUGAACCAGUCCUUUUCGGCAAGAGUCGAAGCAUUGCGCCAAGAACUGUCGUAUCUGAAGGGCUCUGUGAACUUUCCCCUCAUGGAAAACAAGAUUUUACACUUGCAAGCCCAUACAGCAGAGCUGCUGUUGAACCAGUGUGCCACGAGCGCUAGCAUCUUUGGUUUAGAGCAUCUCGGCGACGGGCAGUACAACCAAACUACCUCAGCAGCAUUCUUGCCAUGGCUAUCAGAGAGCAUACUGGCAACCAAGUCGAUAAUUGACAUAAGCCAAGCCGUGAUGCCCGAAGAGCAGCCUCUGGUUACCAACCUGGAGUGGAUUGUUCUGUACUGCGGCUUGUCGCUGGGCACGCGGCUGGACAUUGUCGCAGCGCAGCCGCAGAUUCAGCAUGCCACAAGACAGCUACGUCAUCUUUCCGAUAUCAAGCACAUCCUGAGACAAGUCAUAUUGCGCAUGGAGCCCUCGUCCGCUGAUGCGAUCGAUGAAAACGCUGAUGAGCAGGUCAUGCACGGACUUGCCAAGCGUGUAAAACUGCUCCAGACAUGGCACCGAGACCGUCUUCCGCACGAAUACAGAGAGUCAGAGACGGACUCUACCAGAUAUACCCCAAACAAUUUGAGUAGUGGUGGGGAUUGCGACGACUUUACAACCCCAGCACUUACAAGCUCCGUCGGCUUGACACCAGAGGACUUGGGCGUGACGGACCCGCUACUCAUUUCGGAGCUGCUCGCUGGCUUGGGAGCAGAUGCUAAUUUUGGUGAUUUCUCAUUUACACUGCCCCAGGCAUUUGGCUGA